Molecule: messenger RNA, 4774 nt
Organism: Labrus mixtus (cuckoo wrasse)
Lineage: Eukaryota; Metazoa; Chordata; Actinopteri; Labriformes; Labridae
Gene: spag1a
Product: sperm associated antigen 1a
Exons: 7
Coding region: 102-1343 (413 amino acids)
Biological process (GO): axonemal dynein complex assembly
Cellular component (GO): cytosol
Molecular function (GO): protein binding
Source: RefSeq, a predicted model, not a curated record
AAUCCCCAGCCAGGAACAGAUGCAGCUGCAGCUCCGCGAGAGAAAGAGAGAGGCAGAGAGGGAGGAAGAGAGUUUGAAGACACUGCAGAGGGAGUGCAGCUAUGGGGAACACACAGGACAAACCCCCGGGAAGUGGAGGAGGAGGGGGAGGCAGAUCGCAGCAGACAACAGCAGGGAGCGGGACCAGAAACCGUGGUGAAGGCGGCGUGGGAAAACCCCAGGCUCAGAGAGCUCCAGAGAAGAGAUUUACAAAUGGCACUCGGAGAGAAAACAGCACCGUGGGUGGACAAGAGGAGCAGGGCAGCCCUGCAGUGGACACAAGUUACCUGGAUGCCCCUGCUGGGGCCCUUCCUCCUCACCUGGCCCGGAUGAAGAAUGAAGGGAACCACCUCUUUAAACAUGGACAGUUUGGGGAUGCCUUAGAGAAGUACACACAGUCAAUAGAUGGGUGUGCUGAAGCAGGUAUCGACAGUCCAGCAGACCUGUGUAUCCUUUACUCUAACAGAGCAGCCUGUUACCUGAAGGAUGGAAACAGCACAAACUGCAUACAGGACUGCAACAAGGCUUUGGAGCUGCAGCCCUACUCCUUGAAGCCCCUGCUGCGCAGAGCGAUGGCUUAUGAGUCACUGGAGCGCUACAGAAAGGCCUACGUGGAUUAUAAGACUAUCCUGCAGAUAGACACCAGCGUGCAGGCGGCUAAUGACAGUGUCCACAGGAUCACCAAGAUGCUAAUUGAGCAGGAUGGACCUGGUUGGAGAGAGAACCUCCCAGAGAUUCCUGUGGUCCCUCUGUCUGUACAGCAGCAACACAGAGACAAACCGGUCAGCGCUGAAGUGGCUCAGGCCCGGGCCGCCAGGGCUACUCAGGACGAAGCCAGGAGGAAAGAGGCCCGCUUUACUUUACUGAAACGGGAAGGGAAUGACCUGGUCAAGACAGGGCAGUACCAGGAGGCUCUGGAGAAGUACAGCGAAUGUCUCACCCUAAAACCUGAUGAGUGUUCCCUCUACACCAACAGAGCCAUCUGUCUGCUGAAACUGAGUCGCUUUGCAGAGGCCAAACAGGACUGUGAUUCUGCUCUGCAGCUGGAGCCGAGCAACAAGAAAGCCUUCUACAGACGAGCCCUGGCUCAUAAAGGUUUACAGGACUACCUGUCAGCCAGCAGUGACCUGCAGGAAGUCCUCCAGCUGGACCCAAAAGUCCGGGAGGCGGAGCAGGAGCUGGAGGUGGUGACGGGCAUGCUGAGACAGAGUCUGAUGGACAGCACUGCAAACACACCACGGGUAAGGAUGGAAUUAUUCACCCACAUGAAAACAUCUGCGAGACCACAUUCUUUAAGGGAGUGAACAUGUUGGUGAAUAUUUAUCAAAUAGUUUUCUGUGUUGACAGGAAAAGGUUACAUUUAUCUUCUUAUGAUUAUCAUUGGACAUGUCUGGUUUUUAAGAGGCAGAAAAUACAAGUAAAGUAUAUUUGUUGGAUUAUACUUUACUAUAUGUUGUAGAGAAUAUAUGUUACUGGUUCAAAACCUUUUUUGGCUCGUGACCCUACUUUUACUUCUAAAAAAUCUGGCGACCCUAGACGUCCAAAACAGAUACAGCAUUUUGCGCAAAUUAAUUUGUUUUUAAUCAUGUCAUUGUUUUUUCUAGUGUGUUGCAAGUAAACAUUCAAUUUAGACCAUGUUUAGGCUUUUUCAAGUAUAUUAUUAUGGACAGAGGAAGAAAGGCUGGGAUGACAUUUCUGCACAAUGGAUGACAGACACACAGAUACUCUGCAAGUUUCUUUUUUUGGCAUUGGCUAUGGCCCACAGCAGCCUGUGUCCAUUUUAUUUAAUUAUACAUUUAUGUUAUUGAUCAAUAAAUACACAUUUCAGGUGGCCCCAUUUCAUUUACAUGUGACCCCAUUUUUUUGGGACCCCAAGGUUGGGAAAGCCUGGCGUAUGCGUUAACAGAACUUUUUUCUUUUUCUUUUCCAAAAAAUGCUCAAGCUGAAAUCCCUCUUCUCAAUCAGCUUAUUUAUGUGUAGGGAAAUCAAACACUGAAGACAAUGAAUGAGCACAACCGAUAAUGUUAGAAAAAUAAGAUGUAAAAUGCUUAUUGUGCAAUAAUACUGGAAUAAAAACAGGCUGACUUCCUGCAGGUUUGAAGUGGAGUUGUUUGUGGAGCCAUACAGGAGCAGAGUGAGGCGACAGGUGUGGACACAAUAGUACUGUAGCAGUAAUGGAGGAAAAGGACUCUUGAAGCCAUCAUCUGCCAUAAGUAUGACCUGUAAAGAUGAAAAUGACAGGCAUUAACGUCCUGGGACAGCUUCUCAGACAACCAGCUCUGCACCAUCCGCGGUGUGUGCACACACCACACCAUAACUCCCUGAGUACACAACCUUACAUAAUGGGCAGCUUUUAUUUGAAGAGGCUAAUGUCAAGGUACUCGUGGCCUGCUUGCACUGAAAGUCAUUCACAUUAUGAUGUAAUGUACUGUGAAUACAGAUUCUUGUAACAAACCGCAGAGCUCUGUCAAAUGGUGGAGUAACACCAGGAAAGCAAGAGCGAGUUACGUGUGCCUUAUUAAGAUUUCUAUCUGAGUAAAGGAUACAACAAAAAAAAAAACCCCGCCAAGAAUCAAAGUCUUUUCUGAAUUUGUUUGAAGAGGUUGGGUUUGGUUCACUGAGCUCAUAAUAAAAGCACUGUCAGAAACAGCUUCAGCUUCACUGGAUGGUCGAUGAGAAAUUCAAACGGUUCAAAAGAUCCAUUACAAUCUUUAUCUAUCCAGAGGUUCUGCUUUUACAGUUAUUUACAGUUUAUGUUUAAUUAUUUUUAAAAAAUCCUUUUUUCAAACGUAGGGAAGCCAAGAACGACCAUGUCUUAAUUUAUCCCAGGUGGACAAAGCUAGUUUCCUUGUGACAACGGGUUCAUUUGAAUUGUUAUUGUAAGAAAACAAGACAAUGUUUCUCUGAAAAAAAACAAUAAAUAAAAACGUUUUCUUGCCGUCCUUGGAUAACCAUGGAGGACUUGUUAUACACUACAUUUGAGCACACCUGAUUGGCUGUUUGUAAAGAUUCAUAACUGAACUGUAUGUCCAGGAAUACAUUUUCAGAUCUUUUGGUUUCAUUUUCAUCUUUUGAGCAGACAGUUUUAUUUAUAUUAGCUGAAGAAAUGAGCUGCUACAGUUCUCAAGGCGCCACCUCUGCAUGCUGACAUGCUGCUUCUGAUAUCUGAUAAACAUUAAAGGUAAUAUGGGGAAAACAACCUAUAGUUUUCUCCUUAGAAUUGGUUGAUAAUCUGGUUAUUUUAAAACACACAGCUUGAGCUCAAGACGUCAUGCUUUUAACAUUAAGGCAUAAAAGAAUAAUAUUAAGCAUGGCUGUUCUCAGUUUCCAUCAAAUUGACGUGUUCUGACGUGACUAUAAUCAAAGAUGUAAAAAUAAGAAUUUCCCAAAGGUAAAAUAUCAACAGCACGCACAUUCAAAAACUUAAGUACUGGGUGCUGAACAAAAACAUGUGCAAAGGUAGAAAAAAUAGUCCGCACACCAGAAGCUGCUCCAAUUAAAUUAAAUUUAAUGGACAAAUUACCACCUGUAAAGUUUCAGGCCCUCACCCAUCAUCAGACAUGAACAUGGUGGUCAUUUUUCCAUUCGAUUUAAUUUAAUUGGAGCAGCUUCUGGCGUGCCGACUAUUUUUUUCUACCUUAAAAUAUCCCAAAAAUCCCGAGCUCAGAAGACAUCUUUAAUUAUAAAUGGUCACUUCCUUGUUUUUGAAGCUGCUGAAUUUAGCAUUACAUGUUACUUCAUCAUGUACUGUAAGACUUCAUGUAGGUCUCAGGUUCCACCUCGAAUGUAACCAGAGGACUGUACGUCUUUGUUUGUGAAUAGGUGUACAGUAUUUUAUUUUUUGGGAAGUCUCUUCAAAACUCUGCUUGAUUUUCUCAAGGCAUCUCUUGUGAAUUUUUUUCUGUUACUAAGAACACAUCACCCUCAUUUUUUAACAUCAUAAAUCCAACUUUUACCGCUUGGUUCUCUCAGUAGAAAAAAACACAUUUCAGACUGGUUUGAAAAAUAAUAAGGGACAAAUAGACUUUCCUGGAAUCAAUCAUUUACAGCAGGGGCCAUCCACUACAAGUGUUCAAGGGCCAGCUGUUUUCUUGACAGACACUGUGGGGGCCGGACUUUCAAAUAUUCUUGCACAUAAGUCUGACAGCUGUCAACCCGAUGUGAAGACGUUGGUCAGAGGGGAAAUUUAAUUUCUUCCAUUAACCUAAUCUGAGUAUUUCAGCCUUGUGAUUUUAUUUUUUAUGUUUAUAGUUUUAUCACCCGAGAUUAUUUAUAUUCUGGGGGCCGGAUGGAAGCUUUUUUUUGGGGGGGGGGGGGGGGGGGGAAAUCAACUGGCCGCCAGUUGAAGAUCACUGAUUUACACUAAUAAUUAAUUUAUUAAUCAAAAUCACUGAAAAGAACUUUGUCUAUGUUCAGGGCCUUUUAUAUUGUACUUGAACUUACCCUUAUGCGUUAGCUACCCCCUGCUAGCCUUUCACUAUGAUGUUAAUCUUUAAACAGCACAAUGUGCCACAACCUUUAUUUCAUGAAGUAUAAUGUUUUAAAACCGAUAUCAUGAACCCUUUCUCAUAGAUUUUCUUGUGUUUUCCAAAUCAAAGCAAUGUUUUAAGCUGAAUGAAAACGCUUGACAUGAGGUUUGAAGUGCGACUUCAUGGAAUGUAAAGAGCAUGUAACGUAUGUAAAUAGUUGGAAUGCAAAUGUAAAUAAUAAAACCGCUAUGUGGUUGCUUUACUGA